Mya arenaria is the source of this 2537-nucleotide messenger RNA. RefSeq names its product Y-box factor homolog. NCBI's taxonomy places the organism in Eukaryota, Metazoa, Mollusca, Bivalvia, Myida, Myidae. Bases 84 to 860 code for a protein of 258 amino acids. The record is from RefSeq and is a predicted model, not a curated record. Gene Ontology annotation, cellular component: nucleus. Gene Ontology annotation, molecular function: nucleic acid binding. Gene Ontology annotation, biological process: regulation of gene expression. The transcript has 7 exons.
CGCAGUGCGAGAACAAAGGGCAAGAAGAAAGAUCGUGGUGACACCGACGGAAAGAAUUCCGCCUUAUUUUACCAUCAAGGGCCAUGUCCGACUCCGAAAGUCAACCGGAGAGGCCGGCAGAAGUUGAGAAAAAAAUCCUAGCCACCAAAGUAACCGGCAGUGUAAAAUGGUUCAAUGUUAAAAGUGGAUAUGGCUUCAUUAACAGAGACGACACAAAGGAAGACGUUUUUGUCCAUCAGACGGCCAUUACGAAGAACAACCCCAGGAAGUAUCUGAGGAGUGUGGGAGAUGGCGAGAAAGUUGAGUUUGAUGUCGUUGAGGGAGAAAAGGGCAACGAGGCAUCCAAUGUCACCGGACCUGAAGGCACACCAGUACAGGGCAGCAAGUACGCCGCGGACAGGAGGCGUUACCGUCGUCAGUGGUACCCCCGCAGGAGGCCCGAGAAUGGAGGAGAGGGCGAGGGUGAUGAAAGAGAGGAAAUGAACGGACAGGGAGGUCGCCCACGGAGACCGUAUUACCGCAACUACUACCCAAGGGGUGGAUUCCGAGGAGGGUACAGGGGAGGACCACCAGGGCCUCCAGGACAGAUGGUUCAUCCAGGUCCCAUGGGUCCACCUGCUGGACGUCGCCCAUUCUACCGCCGUUUCUACCGUGGCGGGCCAAUGAGGGGUGGAUUUGGCGGAUACGCGCCUGGGCCCCAGGGGUACUACGGAGGACCCCCUGGAAGGUUCAUGGGCCGAGGCAGGGGACGCGGUCGUGGACGUGGCAGGGGAAGGGGAGGUUACCGGCCCAGGGAUGAUGAAAGGAACAACGGCCAGGAAGGUCAGAACGACUCUGGUGCCGAGGAUAAGGCGGAAUAAAUGCUGGGAACCAUUCCACAUGUACAAUGACCUGGUACCAUCUGGAUCUUUCAACAGCUGGGAACCAACCUACUUUUGUUUUCUAUAAUAGAAAAAUCUAUAAAUAGACUCUAAUUGUACAUGUGAAGAUUUUCUUUUCUUAAAAUAGAUUUUUUGUGUCUUAAAAUAGUGUAUGUUUGAGGGACGAAGAAAAAAAAUCUAGCUCUUUUUUUGGAACUUUUACAUGGCAAAGAAUUUUUUGUCAACAAAGGGCGAGCUAGAUUUUUUUGAUAAGGCCAGAAUUAACUAUGGGUUUCUAUUGAAAAUGCAUGAAUAUUUCUCCAGCAGAUCAAAAGAUGAAAUGUUGGACAUGCAUACGCAUAUUCAAAAUGUUCCCCUUGGUGAAUUUAAAAAUCUUUGCCAACUUUGUAAACAUUAUGGACUCACUAUUAGAAUAUUAUUUUAAUCAAAAUUCUAGAUAAAUUGUAAAGGCAGGGUUUAAAAUCCUAGCAUUCUGCAAUAAAUCUAUUGUUUUGAAUGAAUGCCAACCGUUGCAACUUGUUAAAACACUAGUGCCAAUGUUAAAAAUACAUGAGCAUUGACAUCCACCAAUAUUGUGCACCUUUGCAAGGUUGGCAUUCAACAUUAAUCCCUACCAAAACCAUUGAAACUAAAAAAAACUAACAUUGGUUUUUGCGGGAAUUGUUUUUGAUAAGGAAAUUGGAAACGUCUUUUAUCUAUUCAUGUGCUGUUUGUUAGUGAUUUAUACUUUUUAAAUAAUCCAAUUUUCUUAUUAAAAUUUGUUUUAUAGAUACAGUGAUUAGCAAAAAUCAUGCAUUUUUACAGCAAAAUGAAUUUCCAUCUCAAAAAUUUACGCUGUGUCUAUAGAACAUGCAAGAUUUUCAUGUUUCGAUGUUCUUUUAAUGAAUUGUACUUUAACUAGAUGCAACGCUUGAAAAGUAACUGCUCGAAGUUUGUAUUGUUUUAUCCUCGAAACAUGAAAAUCUAUGAAAAAAACAUCCUGGUUUACAAAAGAAGCAUAUAAAUAAUUGCCCUAGCAACAGCGUCACAAGAUAUACAAGUGAAUAAACAAACAGCAAAUGUCUUGUUAUAAGCCAACAAGACCCCUUUCCCGAAAAAUUCUUUCAAAGCAAACUGCAUAUAACAGCAGGAAUGAAAUUGCAGUUUUACAAGAAAUUCCUCAAAUGUCGGGAAAGUGGAGGAGGGCAAUUAGUUUAUUGAAUGGAAAGGCCGCUACCAUACUUACAUGUAUUCUUAUUCCUAUGUGUGAUCAUUUGGCACCACAUCUAUUGAGGAAAAUAUUUAUUGAGAUUAAUUCCAGAUGAAUUAAGAGAAAAAUCAAAAUGCGGCUUAUUGCCAUCUUUUCUGAUAUGAAAUAUGAAAUUUUAUUUAUAAGGAUACAUAGAUUUGGUGUGAAAUUCUGCUUGUAACCAACUAGUAGUCAAUUGAACAAAAAUUCAAACCUGUUCUUGGAGAUGUGCCAUGAGGGUUCCAUGUUUUCUGCUAUAAUCAGACUGUAUUCGUUUUGAGUAGCUAGGUAUCAUGGUUCGUUUAUGGCACCUCUCUUUAGUGCAUAAUAAAGCGCUGUUUUUUUAUACGUUUAUUUUUUAACAGCUAUUUGCAAUCAUCAAAUAUGUAUAGGACAGGGUUUUGAAAAUAAAAAAUCUGCAUGGAAUA